Molecule: messenger RNA, 1328 nt
Organism: Danaus plexippus (monarch butterfly)
Lineage: Eukaryota; Metazoa; Arthropoda; Insecta; Lepidoptera; Nymphalidae
Product: protein obstructor-E-like
Exons: 6
Coding region: 170-922 (250 amino acids)
Cellular component (GO): extracellular region
Molecular function (GO): chitin binding
Source: RefSeq, a predicted model, not a curated record
AAACAAGAGUGGUAAGUGACGUUCACAUUCACCUGCGCCGGCGGCUACUCCUCACUCCUCAGUCAUACUUCGCAAUCCAAACCAGCUGCUUCUAUUUUUUGAGGCGUUUAAAAAAAUAGUGACUACUGACAGUUGUAAAAAUAUACCAACCAAAUACAUCACAUUCAAAAUGACAACAAAUCAAUGCCGAGCGACUUUGGUCGCUCUGAUUUCAAGCUUAGCGUUUGCGUCUUGCGGUCAAGUAGACGAUCCGUGCAAAACGAAAUCGAGGGUCGUCGCUGAUGAUAAAUACUGUGAUAAAUAUUGGGAAUGUGACAACGGUCAAUCGAUCCAGUAUGACUGCCCCAACGGUCUGGUGUUUGCUGGCAAACAUCGCGGAGUCACAGAUGGAUGUGAUUAUCCAUGGAGGUCGAACUACUGCGAAUAUCCAAAAGUUCAAAUCAAUCCUCCCAUCGGUACGGAGCACUGCGACUGGUUGUACGGCAUCUUCGGCCACGAGACGUCCUGCACCAGAUACUGGACCUGUUGGAACGGAACAGCCACCGAACAGCUGUGCAUCGGUGGUCUUCUGUACAACGAGAACGCACACUCAUGCGAUUGGCCAGAAAAUGUAGACGGAUGUCAGAAGCACCCCCUCUGUAAUGAGGAUCCCAACGGCAACGUCCCUCUUGGCAAGUCAUGCAACAGAUACUGGCAAUGUCAGGGAGGUUACCCUCGUCUCCAACGCUGCCCUGCCAUGCUGGUGUUCGACAGGCGCUCCCUGAGAUGUGUGGUACCGCCGACAGAGGAGUGCGAUGUGCCCACCACCACUCCACCACCCGUAGAAGAGGAACCCCAACCAAGACAUCCCCCACAUAUCUCCAAGAGACCAAACCAACAAGAGUAUCAAGAGAACCAAGCUCGUCUCAAACAAAGAAAUUAAACGUUAUAAUUUAAAAUAUUAGUUAGUAUUUCAAAUGGGCAUAAUUACCAAAACAUUACAGUGGUAGAAAUAAACAAUGACAAUAAAUAUAUAAUCGAAAUAUACAUUUAAAAUAUACAUAUUUGUAGUUUCACAGUGGUAUAAAUACUAAGAGAAAAAUCUCCUUUAUCUUAUUUUAACCAUUCACUGAAAUAUCCCACCACUGUUUUUCUUUCAUUCGUCUAAGUAUAAAGCAAUAUUUAAACAUCAUGUAAUUUUAAUUAAGUGUAUGGUAGUUUAAGUAAAAGAAAAAACUUAACUCUCAAAGAAAUACUCAUAAGUUGACGAGAAAAUAUUAGCUAUGUACGUUAUUUACUUUAAAUUUAUAUUGUUCUAAUUUUAAGUUAAUAAAUAUAAUUAAAUAAAG